AUGCCGCCGACACCACCACCACCAGACUGGCCAAUCCCAACGUUCACACUUCGAGUGGAGGACGUAGCACACCCGGGGGCAAUAAUAUUCUUUCAGUGCAUCCAACCAGCCGUCGACCUCCGUGGCGCAGUCCUCAACAGCUUCAAGUGGUUGUACACACCAGAUAACGUCCCAACCAAGUCAGUCACCUCCGUGAAAUCCAUUCUGUUGGUGUUACGCUCCAUGCCUGGCGUGGCACAUACAUUUGGCAGCUCCACGCACAAGGAGAUACAUUUCUCCCUUGAGCAUAUCAACAACUGUGCUUCUCGUGCCAGGGAGGAGAUCUUAGGGGUGCUCACACACGAAGUGGUGCAUUGUUACCAGUACAACGCGAAGGGUCAAUGCCCUGGAGGCCUGAUCGAGGGCGUCGCAGACUGGGUCCGUCUGCAGGCAGGUCUGGGGCCCCCACAUUGGAAGAGAUCACCAGGUGAUAAAUGGGACGCUGGUUACGAAGCAACGGCCUACUUCCUCGAGUGGAUCGAGGGUCGCUAUGGUCAUGGCACAAUCCAAGAGCUGAACGAGAGCAUGAAAGAUGUGGAAUACGACGAGAGGAUGUUCAAAGCAGCAACGGGCCGCAGGGUUGCUAAACUCUGGAGGCUGUAUGUGAACAGUAAUUAA
Molecule: messenger RNA, 657 nt
Organism: Pleurotus ostreatus (oyster mushroom)
Lineage: Eukaryota; Fungi; Basidiomycota; Agaricomycetes; Agaricales; Pleurotaceae
Exons: 3
Coding region: 1-657 (218 amino acids)
Source: RefSeq, a predicted model, not a curated record